GUUAUCAGCUGAUUCGCAGAUGUAUUCAUUUAACACAACAGAGCGCUAUUAAAUUAAGUUUAUAUAAAUAUAAAUUUUUAGUUGGAUUAAUAAUAUGUCGCAACUUCGACGAGAAGCGUUAAGAGCGUUUAAGAAAUUACAUCGCACAAGGCAAUUCGUGUUCCAAGGCGACGAGCUUACAUUAAAAGCCGGGCGUAAAGAAAUAAAUGAGCAGUUUCGGAAAAACCAAAGUGAAAAAAAUGAAGACGAAAUAAAAAAGAUGAUACAACUGGCCCAUGACGUUGACAAUGAACUGCGCACAAGCGUUAUACAAGCCGUUCAGGAGGAAGAAGGAGUAUAUAAAUUACGUAUUACGGAAGAAACGACACGAUUGGACAACGUUGUUUUUAAUCCAGAUGCUAUAAUUGAGAAGCCAACAUCCCGAAAUCGUAAAGGAAAUUCUAUGGGAGGCUGUUGUGGAGGACAAAACGCUACAAAAAACUAAAUCAAUAAAUCCCAAGUACUGAAAUCUUGUCAUUUUUAAAAUCGAUGUGAAAACAAUAACACAAUUUAUAAUAAUAAUAAACAACUUUAUUAUUUCCUA
Bactrocera tryoni is the source of this 583-nucleotide messenger RNA. RefSeq names its product complex III assembly factor LYRM7. Gene Ontology annotation, biological process: mitochondrial respiratory chain complex III assembly. NCBI's taxonomy places the organism in Eukaryota, Metazoa, Arthropoda, Insecta, Diptera, Tephritidae. Bases 95 to 484 code for a protein of 129 amino acids. The record is from RefSeq and is a predicted model, not a curated record. The transcript has 4 exons.